Molecule: messenger RNA, 1529 nt
Organism: Homalodisca vitripennis (glassy-winged sharpshooter)
Lineage: Eukaryota; Metazoa; Arthropoda; Insecta; Hemiptera; Cicadellidae
Product: E3 ubiquitin-protein ligase RMND5A-like
Biological process (GO): proteasome-mediated ubiquitin-dependent protein catabolic process
Cellular component (GO): GID complex; nucleus; cytoplasm
Molecular function (GO): ubiquitin protein ligase activity; protein binding
Source: RefSeq, a predicted model, not a curated record
CACUGGAAUUUGGAAUGGCAAAGAUGAACUGCCAAUUGAGAUAGACCUCGGCCAAGAUAACAGAUACCAUAGUGUGUUUGCUUGCCCCAUUCUGAGGCAGCAGAGCACAGAUCUGAACCCUCCCAUGAGACUGGUCUGUGGACAUGUCAUCUCACGGGAUGCUCUCAACAAACUGGGCAGCACUAACAAAUUGAAGUGCCCUUAUUGCCCACUUGAGCAGAAUCCUAGUGAAGCCCGGCUAAUUUUCUUCUAAUAAAUCCAGUUGUUAGAGCACAAUGGUUCGGGUGCAAUAUACAUAUAAAUAUAUUUUUAUGUACAUAUAUAAGCAUAUGAUAUGUUGUGAUAUGGCCUAGUGUAGAAAUGAACAUGACGAUAAUGGGGUUUCUCAAAAAGUGUUUUGUUCUGUGCAGCCUUCUCUUGGUUCUCAAAGGAGAGUUAAUUUACAUAUAAAAAGAUCUAAGUUAAUAUAGAUAUAGAAUAUUGCAGGAAUCAAUCUGCACUGUGUACAAAAUCUUUUCAAGUAAUUCUUUUUAUUAAAAUCCAAAUAUUUGACAUCAACAUUGAAAUGCUAACCACAACUUUGUUCCUAUUACAGCUAAUUAUGUUAAAUACUUGGUUGCUUACAUUCAUUUCUAACUUAAACAAAUUAGUUAAUUGUUAGUGGUUGGAAAUGGAAAUGUAUUUUCCAAAACAAAUGUUAUGUUAGUUUUUAUGCAUGAUAAGUCAGUAUUUUUCAUUGGAAGGUUUUUUCAAUUUUGAAACUAAUUUGAGAAAAGUGUUUACUAACAUUAGCUCUUUUUGUACAAAACGUUUUAAUUUGUUCUAAUGUUAUCUUUAAAUUAUUUUGUAUCGUUCUAAAGUUAUUACUAUAUUAUUGAAUCAAAGAAAUAAGUAUAUUACAAUCUGGUACCUAUAUUUAGGUAUAUAGGCACUAUAACUUAAUGAUAAAUAGUAUCAGGAUUAAAAUAAGCCAAGAUUAGAUGAUUAUUGGAAUGUAAAAAGUUUUGAGUUGUGCUCUAUGUUAUAUUAUUCAUUAGUAUUAUCGUUAAAGAGUUUUUUAUGGCAUGAAAUACCAUUAUGUAAUGUAUUUUACGUUAAAUAAAAACUAUCUUUAUGCUGCUAAUGUUAUAUGAUCACUUUUAUCAGCAUAUAGGAAUCUUAUUGCAUCUGUAGGUUUUUAUGUAUAAUUCUGCUACCUUGACUGCCAAAUAAUAUAUACUCAAAAUGUUGUAUGGUAUGUAAAGUAUAUGAUUAAUUAAAAAAAUAAAGAUUGGGAUUUAAAACCAAUGCUAAGAUUAUGAUAUAUGAUUUUUAGGUUAAUUUUGAAAUAUACCUUAAAAAUGUGCACUAUAAAUAUCCUGUUUAAUUUUUUAUAUGCAGACAUUUCAAUUGACAUUACAGUAAUAAUAUUGUUACUAUAUAAUUUAGAAUAGGAAAUGUACCUGUAUUUUUAAAAUAGAAUUCACAUUUGAUACACAGUGGAUAAAGUACCAUUCUGACAUGAAAGUAAACCUGUUUUAUUAAAUAGA